UUAUUUGAAAAUUGGCUAGUACAUUAUGUCGCAUUACUUCUCUGCCAAUCUGUCAACGUGACAUGUCCCAUAUUAAAACUCACAAAUUCCACCAUUUCGCCCACUUCACACCAACUAUUUCCAGCCACCCCAUCUCACCCCACCCUAACACAUAUACAUACACAGUAUAUAUUAGUACAUAUUCUUAGUCCUUGUAUGAAAUGGAAGCAAAGUGUCAAGAACAAGAACCUCAAGAAAAUGAUGUUGAUUCUCCUCUGUCUGGUGAUGAAGCAACUGAAGGAAUUUACGAGCCAUCCCCGAAGAAAAGUAGGAAAGAAGCAAACAAGAGGGUGGUGACAGUACCAAUUGGCGACGGCGGCCGGAGUAAAGGAGAGGUGUAUCCACCGCCGGAUUCUUGGUCUUGGAGAAAAUAUGGACAAAAACCUAUAAAGGGUUCACCUUAUCCGAGGGGAUACUAUAGGUGUAGCAGCGCAAAAGGGUGCCCAGCUAGAAAACAAGUAGAGCGGAGCCGCCUUGAACCCAUCAAGCUCCUAAUCACCUACUUUUGUGAACAUAACCACCCUCUCGUAGCCACCACCAAGCACCACCACCACCACCACCUCUCCACUGACUCCAACUCCACCUCCACAUCACUUCCAGCCAAAUUUCCUCCGGAGGAAUGUGCCGUCUUUGCUAGCCAACCGGACUUGGAGCCAGCCGAUAAUAGCUUUUCUGAGCUUGCCGGAGAGCUUGGGUGGUUAGCCGACCUGGAAUCCACCGUAAUGGACUGCCCUACCCUUGUGGGGCCUUCAUGGGCUCAUUCGGACGUGGAAGUCUUCAUGCCUAUUGGCGAAGAGGAUGAGUCUUUAUAUGGUGAUCUCGGGGACUUGCCGGAGUCCUUGGUGGUCCUCCGGCGGCGCGGUGUAGAGACACCAUGUUGCGAGGGCACCAGAUAAUAGAAAUGUUGACAAAUUUCCAAUGUAAUAGAUUCAAAGUAAAUAUAUGUGAAGAUCACAUUUUCAUUUUCCUCCUUCCAUGUACCGAUUUCUUGAAAAAGGAAGAGAAAAAAAGGGAUAUUUUUAAUUUUUGUACA
Olea europaea var. sylvestris is the source of this 1072-nucleotide messenger RNA. RefSeq names its product probable WRKY transcription factor 69. The coding region runs from base 201 to 935 and encodes 244 amino acids. The transcript has 3 exons. The record is from RefSeq and is a predicted model, not a curated record. Gene Ontology annotation, molecular function: DNA-binding transcription factor activity; transcription cis-regulatory region binding. Gene Ontology annotation, biological process: regulation of DNA-templated transcription. NCBI's taxonomy places the organism in Eukaryota, Viridiplantae, Streptophyta, Magnoliopsida, Lamiales, Oleaceae. Gene Ontology annotation, cellular component: nucleus.